GAGCAGCGUGUCUCGUACUACCGCUUAAAGCAAACACACACAGAGAAGAUGAACGCGCCGCCGGCCUUCGAGUCCUUUUUAUUGUUUGAGGGCGAGAAAAAAAUUACAAUAACAAAGGACACCAAGGUUCCCAAUGCUUGUUUAUUCACGCUGAAUAAAGAAGACCACACGCUGGGAAACAUCAUCAGAUCACAGCUGCUGAAGGACCCUCAGGUGUUGUUUGCUGGGUACAAGGUUCCCCAUCCGCUGGAGCACAAGAUUGUGAUUCGGGUCCAGACGACGCCGGACUACAGUCCUCAGGAAGCCUUUACGAACGCCAUCACCGAUCUGAUCAGCGAGCUGUCGCUGCUGGAGGAGAGGUUCAGGGUUGCCAUCAAAGACAAGCAGGAAGGAAUUGAAUGAAGGAUACAGCUGUGUCAAACUAUGGAUGCCCCACUGACGACUCCUCCAACCUCCUCUAGGAGCUUAAACUGUUCAGUUUGUCUUUUUCAGCUUGGGACUUUUCCUGCUAAAGUUAAACAUUCUCCCCAUUCCAGUCCAAGAAACCCCCACCUCAGACUGUUGAAUCUGUCUGUGAAGUCAUCUUCAGUUUGUAUAUUACAGUGUUGAGAGAAUUUUGAUUUAAACCCUUUGUAUCGUGAUGCUAUAGUGAUGUUUUUCGUUGACGUACAUGUCUGGUCUGUGCAUAAACUUUUGCAGUGAAACAAAUCCAUUAUAUGUAAUUUUUUUUGUCAUGAAUAAAUGUAAUUUU
Molecule: messenger RNA, 751 nt
Organism: Ictalurus furcatus (blue catfish)
Lineage: Eukaryota; Metazoa; Chordata; Actinopteri; Siluriformes; Ictaluridae
Gene: polr2j
Product: RNA polymerase II subunit J
Exons: 4
Coding region: 49-402 (117 amino acids)
Biological process (GO): transcription by RNA polymerase II
Cellular component (GO): RNA polymerase II, core complex
Molecular function (GO): DNA binding; protein dimerization activity
Source: RefSeq, a predicted model, not a curated record